UCUCUCUCUCUCUCUCUCUAUAUAUAUAUAUAUAUAUAUGUCAAAUUCGUAUUGAACAAUGUUUUCAAAGUCCUAAUAAAGCUGUCUCCAACACUGCAAUUCCAAAAGCUCUAAUCCCCAAAAAAUAACUAACAGAACCAUGUCUUCAUUUUUCAGUUAUAAAUCCAUUCCCUUCUUCUUCCUCCUCUUUCUCUUCCUUUCCCUCCCCCCUCGCUUUCCAGCCAGAACCUUACCAGAAUUAACUGUUGUCGACUCCCGAAACAACAACACGUGGCGCCACUUCGUCAAGUUCCUUGAUGCCGGGAAGGGAAGCCACGUCACCGGCAUGUCAGAGCUGAAAAAGUACUUCCAGCGUUUCGGAUACCUCGACACGGUACCCGAAACUAGCCUGACCGAUACGUUUGACGACCGUUUCGAGUCAGCGGUCAUCACGUAUCAGAAAAACCUCGGCCUAGCCGUCACGGGAAAACUCGAUACCGACACAGUUACUCAAAUCAUCUCCCCGAGGUGCGGCGUCAGCGAUGACGCCGCCCCAGCCCCACACAAGUUACACGUGUCGCGUCACUAUGCGUACUUCCACGGGCAACCAAGGUGGGCCCGUUCGUCACCGAUGACAUUAACGUACGCUUUUUCGCCGGUAAAUAUAAUCCAUUACGUAUCCCAAUCCGAUUUGAAAGCGGUUUUUGAGCGGGCUUUUUCGCGGUGGUCGGCGGUGAUUCCUGUAAACUUCACCGAGGCCAAUAAUUAUUGGGCUGCCGAUAUCAAAAUUGGGUUUUAUCAUGGCGAUCACGGCGACGGAGAGGCCUUCGACGGCGUUUUGGGUAUACUAGCCCAUGCUUUCUCGCCGGAAAAUGGGAGGUUUCAUUUGGAUGCGGCGGAGACUUGGGCCGUUGAUUUUGGUUCAGAGAAAUCAAAAGUGGCCGUUGAUUUGGAAUCUGUGGUGACCCAUGAGAUUGGGCAUAUACUUGGGCUGGCCCAUUCUUCCGUUAAGCAAGCGGUCAUGUACCCAAGCUUGAGCCCACGGACCAAGAAAGUGGACCUCAGGCUUGAUGACGUGGAAGGGGUCCAGUCUUUGUAUGGGUCGAACCCGAAUUUCAAGUUCAGCUCUUUGUUGGCUUCUGAUACUUCUGUGAGUUGGGCCGUUAGAUUGGAUAUAAGGCUGUCUAUGUGGGCUUGGGUCAUGGUAGCUUUUUUAACAUUGAGUUUGUGUUUAUGACCCCCUUAUUUUUUUUGUUGGUCUCUCAUACUUUGUCACACUUUUUAAUUUGUACAUGAUAUUCACAAGAAUUCAAGAAUUUCUCUCAAUUUGCAAUUUCUUCAUAAUUCGAUUUUUUCUCUUUCCUGGUUUUGGAGUAGUUGUUAGAAGUGAAACUGUUGUAUGAUUUUUAAGAUGAAAAAAGUUACCUACUUAAAAAAUUACCUUAAAAAUUGUUGAGAAAAUGAAAUGUAAAGUGUAAGUUAUAAUCAUAAUGAAUUUGGUAUCUUAUUUUCUGAA
Messenger RNA from Camellia sinensis, 1495 nucleotides. RefSeq names its product metalloendoproteinase 4-MMP. Gene Ontology annotation, molecular function: metalloendopeptidase activity; zinc ion binding. Gene Ontology annotation, biological process: extracellular matrix organization; proteolysis; collagen catabolic process. The record is from RefSeq and is a predicted model, not a curated record. Lineage: Eukaryota; Viridiplantae; Streptophyta; Magnoliopsida; Ericales; Theaceae. Gene Ontology annotation, cellular component: extracellular matrix.